AACAUUGAAGAAGAAAAAGAGAAACAUUUGAACGAGAGAAAUACUUACGAUCUGCAUUGAACUUCAAAUAAAAUUACACAAUUCAUUUUGAGUAAAGCGUUUACAUACUCAAUCAAAUUAUUAAAUAAAAUUUCACUUGUAUUACAAUUUUCAUAUAUUUGGUUUUUGCAAUUUAUACAAUCAAGAGUAGCUAUUAAAAUCAAAGGAGCCCUCCUUCAGAUUCCUUUACUGCCGCGGUUUUUUGCAAGGAUGUUGGUAUUUCCACAAAGAUGUCUGAAACUACUAAAACUACAACUGAGAUACGGCACUCCAAGGGGUGUACGCUACAUACAAAGUGGAACAGGUGACUGUCCAUCGGUGGAAGUGAAAUUUUCAAAUGGACGCAACAUGACUAUGAGUUCCGGAAAAUAUGCACGGUUUGCUAAUGGAACCUCUGUUUGUCAAAUGGGAGACACAGCCGUAAUGGUAACGGCGGUAGCCAAACCAAAACAAGCGCCCGGUGCAAGUUUCAUGCCGCUCGUUGUGGAUUAUCGCUUAAAGAGCGCUGCAUCUGGACGCAUACCAAUGAAUUUCAUGCGUCGCGAACUGGGUCCUUCAGAAAAGGAGAUACUCUCAGCACGUCUCAUAGAUCGCUCAUUGCGACCACUUUUUCCUGCAGAUUUCCGCACGGAGACACAACUUGUGUGCAAUAUGCUAUCAAUGGAUUCAGUGUAUUCACCUGAUGUAUUAGCCAUAAAUUCCGCUUCAGUAGCUUUAAGUCUAAGUGACAUACCUUGGAACGGGCCAAUUGGCGCAGUGCGUGUGGGACUCUGUGACGGAGAAGUAAUAAUCAACCCCACAAGGCGUGAACUCCAAACAUCACAACUCGACUUGGUGGUGUCUGCAACAAAACAAAAUCUAGUGGUCAUGUUAGAAGGUAAAGGCAACGUUGUGUUAAUGCAAGAUCUGCUCAAAGCAAUAAAGCAAGGCACACGGGAGGCGCAAUCCAUUAUUAAUGAAAUUGAACGUUUGCAAAAAGUGUAUGGUAGGAAAAAGCGUGCCGUUGAAGCACCUGUUGUUGUGGACGCCGAAAUCUCUGAGGCUGUGAAGAGCAUGAGUGAAAUGCGUUUGCGUGAGAUCUUCCAGGACGCAACGCAUGACAAAAUAUCGCGUGAUAACGCGGUGAACGAAGUGCGCACAAACGUCAUAGACAAAGUGUGGUCCUCCUACCCCGACACCGAACCUGCGCUAAUUGCCGAAGAAUUCAAUAAAGUUUGCAAAAGUAUUUUCAGAAAUCUGAUAUUUGAGGAGAACAAGCGCUGUGAUGGACGCGACUACGAUAGUUUACGAAACAUAAGUUGUCAGGUGGACCUUUACAAGCCGCUGCAUGGUUCAGCGCUAUUUCAACGCGGGCAGACACAAGUAUUUUGCACUGUUGCGUUAGAUUCACACGAGAGUGCCAUGAAGUUAGAUGCUGUGGCGGCGUUAGAUAGUGGACUGAAAGCCAAAAAUUUCAUGUUGCACUACGAGUUCCCGCCAUAUGCCACCGGUGAAGUGGGGCGCAUUGGCCCCAUCGGGCGUCGCGAGCUUGGACAUGGCUCGUUGGCAGAGCGUGGGCUUGUGCCUACGUUACCGCAUAAUUAUCCAUUCACUGUGCGUCUCACCUCUGAGGUGUUGGAGUCAAACGGUUCAAGUUCCAUGGCAUCGGUUUGCGGUGGUUCAAUGGCACUAAUGGAUGCCGGUGUGCCCGUAACUGCGCCAGCUGCCGGUGUUGCAAUUGGGCUGGUUACGAAAUACGAGAAUAACGACACUAAACACAUGUCCGAUUAUCGCAUUUUAACCGACAUUUUGGGCAUUGAGGACUACAUGGGCGACAUGGAUAUGAAGGUGGCGGGCACGCGAAAAGGUUUCACCGCCAUACAGGCGGAUCUGAAAAUACCCGGCAUACCACUGAAAGUUGUAAUGGAGUCUUUGCAGAAAGCGACUGAUGCCAAAGCGCGUAUACUAGAUAUUAUGGGCGAAGUCAUAAGGGAGCAUCGCAAGUACCCCAAGGAGUGUUGGCCCGUGACUGAACGCAUCACUAUCGAACCGCACCAGCGCGGUCAACUUAUCGGCCCCGGUGGCAUUAACCUCAAACGCAUCUACCUCGAAACGGGGGCAACACUCACUGCGGAGGACGAGACAAGCUACACCAUUUUUGCGCCCUCGCAAGCGGCUAUGGACGAGGCGAAGGAGCAAGUAGAUGCGUUGCUUGUGAAAGAACGCAUACCGGACUUGGAGUUCGGCGGCAUUUAUGCGGCGAAAAUCACAGAAAUACGCGACACUGGCGUCAUGGUGAUACUGUAUCCCAGCAUGCCGCCAGCGCUGCUGCACAACUCACAGUUGGACCAAAGAAAGAUUGCACAUCCAUCCGCCUUGGGUUUGGAAGUUGGUCAGGAAAUACAGGUUAAGUAUUUCGGACGUGACCCAGUGUCUGGCUUCAUGCGUUUGUCACGCAAGGUGCUGCAAGGCGCCGCAUCAAGCAUACCGCGUAGUCACAAUAAAACAACGGAGGAGACGUAGUGAACCGUUAUAUUUGUUUACAAUAUAUUUUGGAACUGUACGCCGGUGCUGCCACUUAAAGAAAACGUAACAGCUUUUGUACAUAUAAUAUAUUUUAAAAAUUGAAGUUAUAAACUUUAUUAUAAACAUCGACCACA
Zeugodacus cucurbitae (melon fly) is the source of this 2678-nucleotide messenger RNA. RefSeq names its product polyribonucleotide nucleotidyltransferase 1, mitochondrial (gene PNPase). Gene Ontology annotation, molecular function: RNA binding; 3'-5'-RNA exonuclease activity; polyribonucleotide nucleotidyltransferase activity. Bases 250 to 2541 code for a protein of 763 amino acids. The record is from RefSeq and is a predicted model, not a curated record. Gene Ontology annotation, cellular component: mitochondrion; cytosol. Gene Ontology annotation, biological process: mitochondrial mRNA catabolic process; mitochondrial RNA 3'-end processing. The transcript has 8 exons. Lineage: Eukaryota; Metazoa; Arthropoda; Insecta; Diptera; Tephritidae.